Pteropus alecto (black flying fox) is the source of this 6715-nucleotide messenger RNA. It is a transcript of the gene POFUT3, whose product is annotated as fucosyltransferase 10. The coding region runs from base 109 to 1545 and encodes 478 amino acids. The transcript is spliced from 4 exons. Gene Ontology annotation, molecular function: alpha-(1->3)-fucosyltransferase activity. Gene Ontology annotation, cellular component: Golgi membrane. The record is from RefSeq and is a predicted model, not a curated record. Lineage: Eukaryota; Metazoa; Chordata; Mammalia; Chiroptera; Pteropodidae.
UUGGCACCCAGAUGGUUCCUCCACAUGAGAUUGUCUCAGGCUAUGGGCCGACUGGAGAACACCUGGUAACCAGGCCAGCCCUCUGUCAGUCACUCACGGCUGGGCAGCAUGGUUCGGAUUCAGAGGAGGAAGUUUUUGGCAUCUUGCCUGUGCAUCACAGCUACCAUCUUUUUGCUUGUCACGCUCCAGGUAGUGAUUGAGCUGGGAAAAUUUGAAAGGAAGAAGCUUAAAAAUUCUAAUUUGCAAGAUGGACAUGCAAAAAUUGAGGAAGAGCCUACACAUCUCUAUCCAUUCCCUAAGAAAGAAGCACUGACCUUGAAUAGGAGAAAAAAUUUGGAAACUGAUAGCUACCCCAUUAUGCUCUGGUGGUCCCCACUGACUGGAGAAACUGGAAGGCUGGGCCAGUGUGGAGUAGAUACCUGUUUCUUCACCAUCAAUCGGACCUACCUACAUCAUCACAUGACCAAAGCUUUCCUCUUCUAUGGUACUGACUUUAACAUAGAUAGCUUACCUCUGCCUCGGAAAGCCCAUCAUGACUGGGCCCUUUUUCAUGAAGAAUCUCCAAAAAACAAUUAUAAGCUCUUUCACAAGCCAGUCAUCACCUUGUUCAACUACACUGCCACAUUCAGCCGGCAUUCCCACCUGCCACUAACUACCCAGUACUUAGAGGGCGUAGAAGUCCUCAAGUCACACCGAUACCUGGUCCCUUUGCAGUCCAAAAACAACCUUCGAACAAGACUCGCUCCGCUGGUGUAUGUACAGUCGGACUGCGACCCACCAUCGGAUCGGGACAGCUAUGUUCGAGAGCUGAUGACCUACAUAGAGGUUGAUUCCUACGGCGAGUGUUUACGAAACAAAGACCUCCCUCAGCAGCUGAGAAACCCGGCCUCCAUGGAUGCCGAUGGCUUUUAUAGCAUCAUUGCACAGUAUAAGUUUAUCCUUGCUUUUGAGAAUGCGGUUUGUGACGACUACAUCACUGAGAAGUUCUGGAGACCUCUAAAACUGGGGGUAGUCCCUGUAUACUAUGGUUCCCCUAGCAUCACAGACUGGCUUCCAAGUAACAGAAGUGCCAUUAUCGUAUCAGAAUUUUCCCACCCUAGAGAACUGGCAAGUUACAUCAGACAACUGGACUAUGAUGACAGACUGUACGAGGCCUACAUAAAGUGGAAGCUGAAGGGUGAGAUCUCUAACCAGCGACUUCUCACAGCCCUCAGGGAACGGAAAUGGGGAGUGCAAGACAUUAACCAAGACAACUACAUCGAUGCAUUUGAGUGUAUGGUGUGCAACAAGGUGUGGGAUAAUAUUAGGCUUCAGGAACAGGGCUUAACACCCAAAAGAUGGAAGGCAGAAGUUACCCACCUGAGUUGCCCGGAGCCUACUGUGUUUGCUUUCUCACCUCUGGCUCAACAUUGGAGCUCUUUGCGAGAGAUGUGGAUACCCAGUUUCGAACAAUCCAAGAAAGAAGCCCAGGCACUAAGGUGGCUGGUGGAUAGGAAUCAAAACUUUUCAGCUCAAGAGUUUUGGGCCUUAGUAUUCAAGGACUAACUUAUGAAAGUAUCAGGAUGAUAAAGACUAGAGACUUUUGGAGGUUUAUUUUCUAGGUUGCCUUAAUAUUUGAAUAUAAUAGCUACUCUUUAGGAUAAGAAUUGCUGCAGUACUCAUAAUGAGCCCUAUGAAAUAACAGAUAUGAAUUACCCUUAGGGGUCACCUCUAUUUUUUUAAUACUAAAAAGUAAAUGUAGUCGUUCCCCCUUAUCUGUGGUUUCACUUUCCAUGGUCUAAGUUACCUGAGGUCAACCGCGGUCCGAAAAUAUUAAACAAAAAAUCCAGAAAUAAACAAUUCGUAAGUUUUAAAUUGCACGCUGUUCUGAGUAGCAUGAUGAAAUCUCGCGAGUCCAGCUCCGUCCCGCCCAGGACGUAAAUCAUCCCUUCUUCCAGCGUCUCCACGCUGUAGACGCUCGCUGUCUUCCCACAAGUUAGUUGCAUAGCAGCCAUCUCAGUUGUCAGUUCGACUACCUCGGUUUCGCGGUUUCGAACACAGUUUUGUGUUCAAGUCACCCUUAUUUUAUUUACUAAUGGCCCCAAAGCACAAGAGUGGUGAUUCUGGCAAUUCACAUUUGCCAAAGAGAAUCCAUAAAGUGCUUCCUUUAAGUGAAAAGGUGAAAGUUCUCGACAUGAGACAUUUCAUCAUAUCACAUCUCAACAAGGUGAGUACAAUACAAUAAGCUACUUUGAGAGAGAGACUACAUUCACGUAACUUUUAUUGCAGUGUAUUGUUAUAAUUGUCCUAUUUUCUUAUCAGUUAUUGUUAAUCUCUUACGGUGCCUAAGUUAUAAAUUAAACUUUAGCAUAGGUGUGUAUGUACAGGAAAAAGCAUAUAUAAAGGUUUCAGUACUAUCUUGUGAUUUCGAGCAUCCACUGGUGGUUUUGGAAUGUACCACGAUAGACUAUUGUAUUUCUCAUGGACACUGGUCACCUUCAGUUUACAAGACUGGACCCAUGUACCUGCUGGACCCUGUACUCACCUAAUAUAGAGUUCUUUCCCCACUGUAAGGGAGGCAGAGGGUAUAGCUGUGGAUUCUUUUUGCUCACCUCACUAUUUGCAGUUUAUUGGUGUUUGGCAAACCCAGUGUCCUGAUGCUGAGCAGGAACAUGAAAUGUGUUAGCGCUUGAAAAUGAGAGAUUCCAUCUGUUGGUUUCCAGGGAUGUAAGUGAGUAAAAAAAGCGGUGUGAAGUUUAUUCGCUAUCUAUUAAGUCAAAAGAACAUAGGCCCAACUCUACCUUCUCCAUACUCUUAGCCACUUCUUUAACCUUUCUUAUUUUCAUUUAGCCCUGCAUACUGCCUCAUUCCCCCUCCUACCCCCAAAAUGGAAUUCUUGUGAAGAUGUGCCUCCUCCUUGUGUGUUUUGAUCAGUGAGAUGUUCCCAAUUGUCCCUUGUACUGCUGAGCAGAAUAAUGAUCGUAUGAUUUGGGCUGGACAGCCUGUAUAUUUUGAUCAAUGUAAGAGUGGAGUUCCCAAGGAACUCCAAUUUUAUUGAAGCUGAUUUGUCUUUUCUUAGAAUGAUGCACAACCUGCAGUGGUGGGCAGCCCCACAGGUUUGCGAGCACUCCCUGUAUUGUUUGAUCCUGUCACAGACAAGGUUUAGUUGUUUCGUCUGGAACAUCUGCUGGAUCUCUAUGAAAGACAAGGAGAAAACACUGGCUCACAUUUUCUUUCCAUUCAAGGGAAGGAAGGCUUCUAGAUGUUACUAAAGCCUGGUGCCACUGGAUGUGUCAUGGCUUUGGUGUUCUUUAUCGUGGAAAGAUGUAAGCUCUAGAGGACAGGAAGAGUCCCUGAUACUCAUGUUCCUGACGUGGUGUAAGGGGGAAACUUAGGUGAGCUCCUGCAGUUCCAGUUCCCUUUUUUUCAUGGGCCAGUGACAUGGGGUAUAGUACAGACUUGACCUUGAAAUGCCCAAUGUAAUAUUAUACAUUGAAAAAAAUCAUUAAUAGCACAUAAUUCCUGCUAAAGAUAACAGUUUAUUAGGGGAAUCCAGUGUAGAGUUAAUUUUCAAUGAAUGAUGUUGAUUAUCCAGAGCAAGAUGAAUACAACUCUGCAUAAGUGACAUAUAUUUUUCUUGGAAUCUUCAAAAGUAUACGAUAGAGAAGUUCACAGGCCAAGAAAAAUGGUAGUUAGUAUAUGUUUCAAGUACUUUUGCAAUCCUGAAUAUUUUAUAAAAAAUUUCUUCACCCCUCUUUAGGAAGUUUCUUUCCUUUGUUUUCAUUUUCAUUGUUGUCAUUAGCGCUAAUAUCUUUAUUUCAUAAUUUUAAUACCAAUAUAUAUCUUUAUUUUCUUCUGAUAACAGAAAUAAAUGCUUGAAAACUCAGAGGGAAUAUAGAAUAAUGAGCUAUGACUCUAUAGUAAGAAAGCCCCGGUUUGAGUUCCCACUCUCCAAUAUACCAUCUUUACAAUUUUGAUCAAGGUUUUGGCCUUUCUAAGCUUCAGUUUGCUAAUCUGUCAAAUGGAUAUUAUAAUAUCCAAACUCCCCGUGAGGCUAUUGUGAUGAUUAAGUAAGCUAAUGUUCAUAUUUGUACUUAAAUCAGUAAAUGCUAGCUGUAGUUGUUCCAGCUAUAUGUGGCCAUAACCCUUUUGUUUGUGAAGACGUGGUUUGAGAUUUGUUCAGAAAAAAGGAUUUACUAAUGAUAGUACCAGGGAUGGUACCCUUUUGUUCUUCAUUUAGUUAUUUCAUCCAUAUUUAUUGUUAUUAGGUAGGCAUUGUGCUAGGCAUUAUAGCAGAUAUAAAUAAGACAUGAGAGAGAGUUGUGACAGAUUCUGGGUAAGACAUUGUGAUAUUAUUAUGAUGGAAUUAAAACCAGGAACUGAGGAAUGCUUAAAUUUUGCUCUCUCCAUGAAAUUUCUGAUGGAGUUGUAUACAAAGCUCCCAACAGCAUAGUGAGAAACAACCUCUUUAUAGAAGCUGUGCAAACCCUAAUAAACUCAAGGCAAUGACCUCUGGUAAAAGCUGGAUUUGAACAUAUAACUUAGAUUUGAAGCCUAAGUAGGAUCUUUUACUGCUUUUUCAUUUCCCAAUUCUGAAUCUUGGGACCAUCCUGUUCAGGGUGCCUAUAUCAAGAGAGAAGAGAAAAAGAUGACCAGGUCUGUAGGUCCUGAUCCUGCUUACUCAUUAACCAAAGAUCCAAAAAGGAAGAAAAGGGGAGGAACCUAAUCAGGUCUUCUUUCAGCCUUGUUAGCUCUUCAUAUGUUAUGGAUGCAAGAAUAUGGGAUACAAUGCAUGGGAGCUCACUUUUAAGUCAUAGUAAUCUCUCUGACUAAUAAAAUGUGGCCCCAUCAAUAUCCUGGACUCAAUCCAUUAAAUUAGUGACUCCAUUGGUGCUGGGGGUGGGGAUUAUUAAGGACAUGGGCAAGAGGCAGAGGUGUGGGCAGGGCAGAAGUGCCUCUCCAUGAUUUUUGUCUUCCCAACUGAUUGGGCUUGACAGCCAAACCUGUGGUAAGGCAUGGCUGUAUACCUAAGAAGGUAAGACCAGUCAUGACUGACAGACUUCUUUUCACCAUCCUGGGGUUUCUUCCCUCAUAUCUAAUCUUGUAUCCCCCUGGAACCAGAGACAUGAGCAGUGUAGCUAUUGUCUCUGAAGCUUCUGAAAUGAGUCAGAACUGGACAUUGAUUAAUGCCUCCAAGGGCAUUUUGAGCAAUAGGUCAAAACUUUAUUCCCUGUUUUAUUUCCUAUUCAAACCAUGACCACAUCAUCCAACAUCGCUCACCAGAGGAGGAUAUAUACCCAGCCCAAAUAAGCCAAUAUAAAUAUUAGGAAUUUUACUAUCAUGAAUGCUUUAAUUAAAAAAAAAAAAAAACUGACUGAGGAGGUAAUUAAAGAAAUUUACAAAUUGUCAGUAGAGACAAGAGGUGAUAUUAAUGGUUUUGAGGCAGGGGCAUUCAUUAUCCCAGGAGCCUUUGGAAUGAGCCCAAGUUGUUUCUUAUAUAUACAGAGUAAACAUGACUAUGAAAACUCACCUGAUGAGUCACACUCACAGAAAAAUAAAGCCAGUUUUACUUAAGAAUGUCCUUAAUGAAGCAAUAAAAAUGACUAAUUUUAUUAAACCUUGGCCUUUGAGUACAUGUCAACCUUUUUAAUGUUCUGUGUGACAAAAUGGGGAGUAUACAUAAAGCACUUCUGUUGCAAACCAAAGCACAUGGGAAUCUGAAGGGAAAGCGCGUGCGAUUGUUUAAGUUGUGAGCUGAAAAGCUGUUUUUCCAUGAAAUGCCAUUUUUACUCUAAAGAACACCUGGUAAACUGGUGGUUCAUUUAGUUUUUUUGUCAGUCAUUUUCAUGACAACAAAGUGAGCCUGCCACUUUAAGAGAACUGAUAGAAUUUGUUGCCAAUGGUAAAAUUUCAGCUUUUAAGUGAAAAUUAAAAUUUUGAAUAACGAAUUUCUACCUCGUUGAGCUUGACAGCUUCCUGAUACUUAGAGACUUUUUUGAUGAUAUUGGUGGUGAAAUGGUGCUUUUGACAUUGAAUGAAAACAGAGACGAUGACAUGUAAGGAUGUUUUUAGUUUGUUUUUACAAUUUUAAGGAAGGAAAAGAUAGUAUUAUCUACUGGAGAGGCACAAUUAUUUUAAAUAUAUAUAUUUUAGUCAAAGAGUUUCAUAAGUAAAAAUGUGACUUCCAAUGGAAGAUUUAAAAAAUUGGUUACUUGAAAAUUGGGAUAAGAUAAAAGUAAUCAGAGCUUUUGAUAGGAAAAACAAGCCUUUUGGUUUUUUUAAAUUGGGAAAUAAAAAGUAUUAAGGAGCAAGAAAAAUAUUUUUAAAAUAUAUCAGAGAAUUUCUCAUUAUUUGGGUUACUUAGAAUAUCAGUUUGUCUGGAAUUUAUUUGUCAGUAAGUUUUAAUUGAGCACUUACUAUGUGCCAGGAAUUAUUUUGGGCCACAGGAAUACAGCAGUGAAUGGAAUCAACAAAACCUCUGAUACCACAGAACUUACAUUCUAAUUCUAGUAGGAGAACAAAAAUGGAAAUGCUUUAGGAAAAAUAUAAACCUUUUCCAGGAAGUUUUUAUUUCUCUGUUUUGUAAGAGCUCCAUGAGCUAGAAUUUACCUCCUGAAUCCCUACCAUUAUGUUAUUAGAAACAUGAAAUGCGAUAUAAAUGGGUUAUAUUGAUAGAGUGUAUUAAACAUGCUAUAUUGAAAUGUUGUAUUAAAAAUACUAAGAGUUCAAAAUUGAA